AGGGGGACGAUCUAGAACACACCUGGGGACUCAGAGUCGCCCACUUUCCUGUCUUGCAGCCAUGACGCCUGAGAGCUCCGGCCCCCAGAACCCCAGCUGCCACAUCAUGACAUUCUACCCAACCAUGGAGGAGUUUAUGGACUUCAACCAAUUUAUCGCUCAGAUGGAAUCUCAGGGUGCACACCGAGGAGGCCUGGCCAAGGUCAUCCCACCCAAGGAGUGGAGGGCCAGACAGAGCUACGACGACAUGGAUGACAUCUUGAUAGCCCGCCCCCUCCAGCAGAAGGCCUAUGGCGGGGCAGGUGUCUUCACUCAGUUCCACAGAAAGAGGAGAGCCAUGACCCUGAGACAGUAUCGCCAGCUGGCCACCAGCACAAAAUACCAGACCCCAGCGCACCUGACUUUCGAAGAGUUGGAGCAAAAGUACUGGAAGACCCGUGUCUACGAUGCCCCGAUCUACGGCGCUGGCAUCAGCGGCUCUCUGUUUGAUGAAAACACGGCACACUGGAACCUCAGGCGCCUGGGCUCGCCUCUGGACCUGCUGGCGCAGGAGUGCGGCGUCGUCAUCGAGGGCGUCAACACGCCCUACCUGUACUUUGGCAUGUGGAAGACCACGUUCGCCUGGCACACGGAGGACAUGGACCUGUACAGCAUCAACUACCUGCACUUCGGGGAGCCCAAGACGUGGUACGCGGUGCCCCCGGAGCACGGGCGGCGCCUGGAGCGCCUGGCCGGGCAGCUGUUCCCGGGCAGUUCCCGCAGCUGCCAGGCCUUCCUGCGGCACAAGGUGGCCCUCAUCUCGCCCAGCGUCCUGCGGCAGAACGGCAUCCCCUUCCGCCGCGUCACUCAGCAGGCUGGCGAGUUCAUGGUGACCUUUCCUUACGGCUACCACGCGGGCUUCAACCACGGCUUCAACUGCGCCGAAGCCAUCAAUUUCGCCACCCCGCGCUGGAUCGACUAUGGCAAAGUGGCCUCCCAGUGCAGCUGCGGGGAGGCCAGGGUCACCUUUGACAUGGACCCCUUCGUUCGUAUCCUGCAACCCGAGCGCUACGAGCUGUGGAAACGCGGGCAAGACCGUGGCGCUGUGGCCCUCCCGGAGCCCAUGGGCCAAACAAGCCAGGAUCCACACACUAGCCGGGAGCCAGGCACCAGCCAGCGCUUCUCACCAGCCAGGGGCCAAGCCUCAGCCAGGAGCCACGCAGCA
Molecule: messenger RNA, 1204 nt
Organism: Oryctolagus cuniculus (rabbit)
Lineage: Eukaryota; Metazoa; Chordata; Mammalia; Lagomorpha; Leporidae
Source: RefSeq, a predicted model, not a curated record